Messenger RNA from Fraxinus pennsylvanica, 621 nucleotides. The record is from the annotation of a GenBank genome assembly. Lineage: Eukaryota; Viridiplantae; Streptophyta; Magnoliopsida; Lamiales; Oleaceae.
AUGGAAGACGGCCACAGUAGGUACACAAUCUCAAGCUCACCGUCGACAAUCGACGUUACAUCGUUCAUGUUCAUUACACGCGAUGAUUUGCACAACAGCGGUGCUUUGUGCUGUGUUACCGUGUGGCACUUCGAACGGCGAUGUUGCUUUGUGGGUGUCGCAGCAACAAAGACGAUGUGUAGCGCUUCGCACUACGAUUUGGGUAAAAAAUCGGAGUUUUGGAUGCCGAAGUUUUUUGGAUGGUUUUUAUGUUGCUGGCAGUGUUUGCAAUUGGUCUUGGGACUGACGAUGUUGGUGCUGGUACAUGUGGUCGUGGUGCUUGUUGUGCUAGAGGGGUGGGUGGUGGCCGCAAAUGGUAAUGUUCCAUCGUCGCAAAAUCCUAAUUCAAAUAAGCUGGGGACGUCGCUGAUAGUUGUUUAUUACAAGUCGGUGAAGGAGGAGUCUGGAGUAGGUGCAACUAAGGUGGGAUGGGGGAAUGUUGCAGACUGCCCAGCUGUGGAAGGAGAGUGCAGUGAAGAUGACACCACUUAUGAAGAUUACAGUAGCGUACAGAAGCCUGCAUUUUGCGUUAUAGGAGAACCCGACUUUGAUUCUGGGCCUCCAUGGACUAGAAUGUCUUAG